AUGCAUACAAUGAAUAACGAUUUAACAUCAAAUAAGAAGAAUAAAAAACAACAACCAUCAGCGGACUCUUCUUUAUCAAAGAUUCCUGAAGUUAUAGAUCCCGGUAUCACAAUUCCAAUAUAUGAUGAUGAAGAUGAAAGAGCAGACAAUAGUCUUCUCACGGAAAAUGGUUCGAGCAACGGCAGUUCCCAAUUAGAAAACAAUAGCAACAACCAACAGAAUGCCGCACCUCAAAAAUUGGGUUCUUAUAGAGCUCGUGCAGGUAAAUUCUCAAACACGCUAAGUAACCUAUUACCUUCAAUAAGUGCUAAAUUACACCACUCUAAGAAAAGUGCCACCCAUUUGAAAAAUAUUAAUCCAGAAAAUGAUACUGCUGAAUUUCCAAAUAGCAGCUCUGGUUCUUCUACUGUAGAUCUAAGCAAUUUCCCAUUAACUCCAAUAAAAAAUCAACAAAAAGUUGCCGGUAGUUCAACGACAACAACUGCAAUACCAUCUAAGACUAUAAAUGAUUUAACUCCUCCAAAUGAAAAUGCUAAGUUAGUCCAUUUCCCAGACUCAGCUACUACAACAACGAACGCUUUUAUGAAUAUACCAAGAUCAUCUAAUGAUUCUUUCACUUUCAAUUCUCCUUUACCAACAAAUCGUAGCAGCAGGUCAAGGAAUAACACUACAUCUUCACAAAUCACUUCCUUGUCUGGAGCACAACAAAUCAAUAACAAUAGUAUGGCAUCUGGUAUAUGGGCUACAACAUCAAACUCAAUGGAUCCCUUACAACAACAAAUAUUACAACAAAUUAAUAGUAACACAACUGCUGUAUCUGCAAGUAACAGUACUAUGAAUCCAAAUAUGAACCAAUAUAAUUUAACUGGGGUACAAGAUUAUAGUACAAUCCAACCUUUACAACCUUCACAACAGCCAUUACCUAACUAUUAUGAUGUAAUGUCUUCUCAAAAUAAUACUAAUAACAGAAAUUCCACCACUCAACAACAACAUUCACAUUCUCAUCCACAAUCCAUCAAUUUACAAUUGCCUGGCGCAAUAUGGAAUAAUAAUGGAAGACAACGUUCACAAUCAAAUGCAUCGAGCAUUUAUACAGAUGCUAUUCAAUUUUAUGACCAACAACAACAGCAACAACAAUCAACUUCAAGAUCGAGAAGAACUUCUAAUUAUAGUUCUCAGCAAAUGCAGCAGCAACAGCAACAACAACAACAACAACAACAACAGCAUAAUAUAUGUCCAAUAGUUGGCGAUGAAACUGACCCUAUCUCGAUUAAUUGGGUUUCAUUAGAUCCAUCGGUGCCUCCAAUAAAUCAAAUCAAUCAUCUCUUACCUACUAACACAAUCUCAUUUUCAAAUAUAUUCCCAUUACAACAUCAACAACCACAAUUGAACAAUGCAAUUAAUUUAACAAGUACCUCUCUAGCCACUUUAUGUUCUAAAUAUGGUCAAGUAAUUUCAUCAAGAACAUUUAGAGGUUUAAAUAUGGCACUAGUAGAAUUUGACACCGUAGAAAAUGCAACUCGUUGUAUGGAUGCAUUACAAGGGAAAGAUGUUUCUGUCAUUGGUACUCCAAGUCAUAUUGCAUUUGCCAAAAUAUUACCAAUGCAUCAUUCAAAUCAACAGCAACAACAACAACAAGCUCAAUCAUUUAAUAUGUUAAAAAACGAAAAUCAACAAAAACCUUUAUUAUAUGAACAAUUAUAUAAUGGGGCUCUUACUUUUCAGCAACAGGGAAAUAUUUCAAUCCCAGUCUUUAAUCAGUAUCAAAUUCAAAACCCAAGCUCAAAUCAAUCACAACAAAAUUAUAAUCAUCAUCAUUACCCAGGUCAUUCCAUUUCAUCACUUUCAUCUAAUCCAAACUAUAAUAAUAAUAACAACAACAAUAAUAAUAUUAAUAAAUAUACAAAUCCUUCCACAACUACACAACCUUCAUCAUCAGCUACUAACACUGGGGAAAAAGAACAAUGUCCCUUCCCGUUACCUCCACCAAAUUUAUCAAUGGAAAGUAAAGAUUUGAAAACAAUUGUUCAUUCAUUUAAGACAAAAUGUGAUCAAGUUCAAAUAGAUGCAUUAAUUCAAAAUGGGAUAAACUAUAAAGGUACAUCAGAUACAACAAAUUUUGGUCCCCUACCAGAACCAUUAAUUAUAAAAGAAUUCGAUGCGCCAAAAUUACGUGAAUUAAGAAAAUCAAUAGAUUCCAAUUCUAUUUCAAAUCUUGAAUUAGAACAAUUAGCGUUAUCCAUGAUUGAUGAAUUACCAGAAUUAAGUUCUGAUUACUUAGGUAAUACCAUCGUUCAAAAAUUAUUUGAAAAAUCUUCAGAUUUAAUUAAAGAUAUAAUGUUAAGGAAAACAUGUAAAUAUUUGACUUCAAUGGGUGUUCAUAAAAAUGGUACAUGGGCUUGUCAAAAAAUGAUUACCAUGGCUAAGACAGCAAGACAAAUUGAUCUUGUUACCAAAGGCGUUAAAAAUUUUGCUACACCAUUAAUGAAUGAUCAAUUCGGUAAUUAUGUCAUUCAGUGUGUUUUAAAAUUUGGAUUCCCAUGGAACGAUUUCAUUUUCCAGAACAUUAUUUCAAAUUUUUGGAUAAUUGUACAAAAUAGAUAUGGUGCAAGAGCAGUUAGAGCUUGUCUGGAAUCUCAUGAAAUUAUUACUGCAGAACAAACUUUAGUAUUAAGUGCAAUGAUCGUUUGCUAUUCAAAAUAUUUAUCCACAAAUAAUAACGGGACUUUAUUAUUAACUUGGUUCUUAGAUACUUGUACUUUACCCAAGAGACAUACCAUCUUAGCUAAAGUAUUAAUUCCAAAUAUUGUUGAAUUAUGUCGUCAUAGAUUAGCAUCAUUAACCAUUUUGAAAAUAUUGAAUUUUAGGGGUGAUGAAGAAGCAAGAAAAUUGAUUUUUGAAUCAAUCUUUGGCGGUUCCCCAGAUUUUUCGUCAUCAUCAUCUCCGGCAAAGAAUCUUAAUGAUAAAAACAAUGAUUAUAAUAAUAAUAAUAACUUAUUACAAAUAUUGAAUGAUUAUAGUUACGGUCCAACUUUCAUUUAUAAAGUUUUAUCAAUGCCAUUAUUAGAAGAUGACGUCAGAUCACAUAUAAUUAAACAAGUUCGUAAUGUUGUCAUGGAAUCCCCAAUACCACAACAACAUCGUCGUUUAAUGGAAGAAAUUGGAUUUGAUACAAUGACUACAAAUAACAGUAUCAAUCAACAACCACAAGUUCAAGUACAUACAUCAGGACCAAUACAAACCCAUACAGAUAGGAAAAGUAGCUUGACUGCUAAUGUCUAUAAUGCUACUGUUGACCCUAACAUAAAUCAUAUAAGAGGUCUUUCUGUGUCAAGUAUUAGAAGUAACGGUUCAAGACAACAGAAUGGAUUACUCCCUACCUCUUCAAACAAUGCCAAUGGAUCGACGACCAAUACAAUUAAUGCACUACCACAAAAUACUAACAAGAAUAACAAUAUUCCGCCAUCAUAUUUCAAUUAUCCAGGUAUGUUCCCUGGCAACAACUAUCCGGUCCCAAAUGAUGAUUUAGUGUCUCAAUUUGAUAUGUUAGCAUUAAACAACGGUACACAUUUAUCCUUGCCACAGUUAAGUGUAACUAAUCAAGAUAACACAGUCACUUCUUUUUUGAACCGGACUACAAGCAACAGUAAUACUAAUACUAAUCCUACAACGGCAACAACUGAUCAAAGCCAACCUAACUAA
Messenger RNA from Naumovozyma dairenensis CBS 421, 3702 nucleotides. RefSeq names its product Jsn1p (gene JSN1). Bases 1 to 3702 code for a protein of 1233 amino acids. The transcript has a single exon. Gene Ontology annotation, molecular function: RNA binding. The record is from RefSeq and is a predicted model, not a curated record. NCBI's taxonomy places the organism in Eukaryota, Fungi, Ascomycota, Saccharomycetes, Saccharomycetales, Saccharomycetaceae.